Molecule: messenger RNA, 967 nt
Organism: Xenopus laevis (African clawed frog)
Lineage: Eukaryota; Metazoa; Chordata; Amphibia; Anura; Pipidae
Product: olfactory receptor 11L1
Exons: 1
Coding region: 17-967 (316 amino acids)
Source: RefSeq, a predicted model, not a curated record
UUUAUAACCACAGACAAUGAAUGAGAAGAACCAGACGUUGGUCAGUGAGAUUGUUCUCUUGGGAUUUCAGAAUCUCCACAACUUCAAGAUUCCCCUGUUCUCUCUGUUCCUUCUGAUUUACAUUUUGACAGUUUGGGAGAACGUCCUCAUCAUAGUGUUGGUAUCCUCCAGCCGGAACCUCCAGUCCCCCAUGUACUUCUUUCUCCAGCAGCUCUCACUGUCUGAUCUACUGGGGUGCACAAAUAUUGUACCCAUCCUGCUCCAAACUGUAGUGUACAAUGGAGCCAAAUUGACCUUUGUUGGUAGUAUGAUGCAACUAUAUAUAUUUUGUGCCAUGGUCAAUCUUGAGUGUUUCCUUCUAGCAGUAAUGUCCUAUGACAGAUAUGUGGCCAUCUGUAUCCCACUGCGUUACACUUCUAUAAUGUCCCACAGGGUUUGUGUUACAUUAAUAGCCCUCCUUUGGCUAUCUGCUCUCAGUAUUACACUUAUUUAUCAUAACAUAAUAUGGGCACUAGACUUCUGCGACCAAAAUACCAUUAACCAUUUCUUCGUUGAUUUAUUUCCUCUUUUAGAACUUUCCUGCUCAGACACUUUCUCACUGCAAAUAGAAGUAGUUAUAUUGUCUGUUCCUGUUGUUUUCAUUCCUUUUAUUCUCAUCAUUGUAUCAUAUAUGUGUAUUGCCCAUGCAAUCCUAAAGAUAGUGUCCAAUACCGGGAGACAAAAAGCCUUCUCCACCUGCAGCUCCCACUUGGCUGUGGUCUUCAUAUUUUAUGGGACUCUCAUUGCUAUUUAUGUGGUUCCCCCCAGAAACCAAUCACAGACCAUGAGCAAAGUUCUCUCACUAUUGUACACUAUAGUGAUCCCAUUGAUAAACCCAAUAAUUUACAGUUUGAAAAAUACAGAUAUAAAAGAAACCAUUAGAAAAACCAGAAUAUGUUUGAUAUAUUUUUCAUAUUUUAGAGAUUAA